GUCACUCGUCCUUGUUCCCAUUUCAAAGUCCAUCUCCCCAGAAUCAAACACAUGGCGACCGAUGUGGGAGCUCUCCAUUGCUUCUUCGCGGAGAUCACUGACCAGUUGGUCAAUUCCUGCGUUCAUGGACGCAAGCAUGUCCAACAUUCGCCUCAUGAUCUCGUCCUGUCCAGUAGUAAGAGAUCCAACAUCGGCUUCUACUCUACGGAUGCGUGCUUCGUCCCCCAUCGGUGGCGCUGGUACCAAAUUGUUCUGGUUCGACCAGAACCCCUCGGCAAUCAAAUGUUUUUGCCGCUGCUUCUUCCCCUUCUCUAGUUUGGAGUCUAAUAGGAUCAGAAAGAGGUGGAGUGGUGGUUUACUUAGAGGAUAACACUGCCUUUUGAUAAUCUGUGAAGGAAGCCAAGGGAAGAAAGAGGCUUGAAAGACAUGUAAAGAGUGUUGUUCACUUACUGGCUCAACAUAUUAUAAUAGAAAGAGUUGUUGCCACCUCAUGUGGAUUGAAGCUGUGAACAGACAUUUUUGAAGACUGUACGUCGCGGGGAGCAAUAUGGGAAAUUCUAAUCUAUCAACAGAUGGAAUCUGUGAAAGCUAUUUGCUUUUCUAUGGGGAAACUUACCUUUCAAAUGGAUUGCGAGCUUUCUUGUAUCUUCUUGGACUUGCCUACUGCUUCAUUGGGUUGUCUGCUAUAACUGCACGCUUUUUCCGGUCGAUGGAGAAUAUUGUUAAACAAACACGGUGCAUUGUGGAACUUGAUUCAUGCACAAAUGCUGAAGUAAUUAAAUAUGAAAAGUUUUGGAACUACACUAUAGCAGACAUUUCUCUACUGGCCUUUGGAACGAGCUUUCCACAGAUCUCUUUAGCCACAAUUGAUGCCAUCCGAAACCUUGGUCAGCUAGAUGCUGGAGGUCUAGGACCAGGUACACUUGUAGGUUCUGCUGCCUUUGACCUGUUUCCUAUCCAUGCUGUGUGCGUGGUGGUUCCUAAGGCUGGUGCUUUGAAAAAGAUAUCUGAUAUAGGUGUUUGGCUAGUUGAGCUCUUUUGGUCAUUCUGGGCAUAUUUUUGGCUUUACAUAAUCUUAGAGGUGUGGACACCGAAAGUAAUCACCCUCUGGGAGGCUUUAUUGACAGUUUUACAGUUUGGAUUGCUGCUGAUUCAUGCUUAUGCUCAAGACAAGCACUGGCCAUUUGUAUCUAUUCCACUGGAAAGAAGUGAGAGGCCUGAAGACUGGGUUCCAGAAAAUGACAAUUUGUUUGAUCAUGGCGAUAAUGAAUGUAAUGGUUGCUGUGAGAUACUACAAGGUAGUGAAGAGAAUGACAGCAGCAUUAUUGAUAUAUCGUCUAUCCAUUCUUAUAAGGACACAGGUCCAGUCUACCAAAAUGUGCCACAAAAUGAUGUGGCAGAAUCCUCUACACAAGCAUUAAUCAAGAAGAAAAUUGUUGAAGAAGAUCAGGAUGUGCUUUUAGUUUGGGGACGACAAUUUUUUGAUUCAUUAAUAUUGGAGAGCACUGAAUCAAAGAAAAUAGAUAAUGUUUGCUUAAGAAUGGCAAGAAUAUUUUGGCAAUUAAGCCUUGCACCAUGGAGAUUGCUGUUUGCUUUUGCGCCUCCAUAUCAAAUUGCUCACGGAUGGAUUUCAUUUAUUUGCUCUCUAAUUUUCAUUAGCGGGAUAGCUUAUGUUGUUACCCAGCUUACAGAUCAGAUAAGCUGUGUCACAGGAAUUAAUCCUUAUGUCAUAGCGUUUACAGCACUAGCCAGUGGAACCUCAUGGCCAGAUUUAGUUGCAAGCAAGAUUGCUGCUGAGCGUCAAGUAACUGCAGAUUCUGCCAUCGCUAACAUCACUUGCAGCAAUUCGGUGAAUAUUUACAUAGGCAUUGGCAUCCCGUGGCUGAUCGGCACAACUUACAACUUCUUUGUCUACCAGGAACCACUAUACAUUCCAAAUGCAGGAGGCCUCAGUUUCUCCCUGUUAGUAUUCUUUGUAACUUCAGCUGGUUGCAUUGCAGUUCUAGUGCUCCGUCGUCUGAUCUUAGGUGCAGAACUUGGUGGGCCCAAGCUGUGGGCUUGGGUGACAUCUGUGUAUUUCAUGUUUCUAUGGAUUAUAUUUGUUGUUCUCUCCUCACUUAGGGUUUCUGGUAUAAUUUAAACUCAUUCAUAGGAUGUUAUGGGGUGUUGUCUCAUUACAUCACUAUCCAUUUUUCAUUAUUGGAGUUGCUUUAGAAAAAGUAGGGAAGGAUGGCCAAAUUUGAUGGUAUGCUGUCUUCCUUAUAGCAACACAGAACAGAUGUUUGUAUAUGGUUAGAUUAGUUGAUCAUUACCAAUCUUAUGGGUUGGCAUUUCUCCAUCAAUAAUUUGUCUAGUGUAAUUUAUCUGUACCAAAA
Elaeis guineensis (African oil palm) is the source of this 2375-nucleotide messenger RNA. The record is from RefSeq and is a predicted model, not a curated record. NCBI's taxonomy places the organism in Eukaryota, Viridiplantae, Streptophyta, Magnoliopsida, Arecales, Arecaceae.